AACCUUCCAAGAAUCUGAUGGCUGAGAGGAGGAGAAGGAAGAGGCUCAAUGACAGGCUCUCCAUGCUUAGAUCAAUUGUCCCCAAGAUUAGCAGGAUGGACAGAACAUCUAUACUUGGGGACACAAUUGAUUACAUGAAGGAGCUGCAAGAGAGAAUAAAGCAAUUGCAAGAAGAAAUGGAGUUGGGGCCAGAUCAGUUGAGGUUAAUGAGCAUCUUCAAUGAUGGGAAACCAGAUGAAAUUUCAGUCAAGAACUUCCCAAAGGUUGAUGUGGAAAGCAAAGAGAGUAGCAGUGAUACCAGAGUUGAGAUUAGCUGCUCAGCAAAGCCUGGCCUUCUGCUAUCAACAGUGACCACACUUGAGGCUUUGGGGCUAGAGAUUCAACAAUGUGUUGUUAGUUGUUUCAAUGAUUUUGCAAUGAGAGCUUCCUGCACUGAGGAAUUGAGGAAAAGUGAAGCUUUGAGCGCCGAAGAUGUAAAGCAAGCUUUGUUCAGAAAUGGUGAAUAUGGAGGGCGGCGUCUUCAUUAAUAAAAAAAACAAGUUGAAAACUUUAAUUUGGAUGAUUUAUUAUGUUUCAGAUUAGGAUGUAUUUAGUAUUUACUGCUCGAAUUUAGUGUUUGCUUUUUAAUUAAUAAAAAAAGCAAGUUGAAAACUUGGCAAAUUUCUAAUUUUGUGUAUGUUUAAUCCUAUAUUUAGCACAUUUCUAAUUUUGUUUUGGUUUGAUUUGCUUAAAAUG
Molecule: messenger RNA, 735 nt
Organism: Cuscuta epithymum
Lineage: Eukaryota; Viridiplantae; Streptophyta; Magnoliopsida; Solanales; Convolvulaceae
Source: the annotation of a GenBank genome assembly